Calidris pugnax (ruff) is the source of this 3870-nucleotide messenger RNA. RefSeq names its product adenosine A2a receptor (gene ADORA2A). Gene Ontology annotation, biological process: G protein-coupled adenosine receptor signaling pathway; adenylate cyclase-activating G protein-coupled receptor signaling pathway. Gene Ontology annotation, cellular component: membrane. The transcript is spliced from 5 exons. The record is from RefSeq and is a predicted model, not a curated record. NCBI's taxonomy places the organism in Eukaryota, Metazoa, Chordata, Aves, Charadriiformes, Scolopacidae. Gene Ontology annotation, molecular function: G protein-coupled adenosine receptor activity. Bases 702 to 2012 code for a protein of 436 amino acids.
AGCCUUAAACUCGCUGGGUGGGUUUUCCAGCCUGGGAAGAAGUCCCUCAAGCCAGGAGCUGGACUUCUUGAAGUAAGCGCCGAUCUCCCCUCCAGCCGCUCUGCCCGGUGUCCUCCUCGGCGCGGAGCCCCCGGUGCCCGCUUACCGCCGGCCGCCAGGAAACUACAAGUGAAGAAGUCGAAUGUUUGCUUCAGCUGGAGAGAAUAUUUCCCACAUCAUAGCGGGAAAAGGUGAAAAAGAGAACCAGAGGAUGUUGGUAGUAGGUAUCUACAUGACAGGAAGCCGUGACUAGCAGUGUGACUGUCAACAGGAAACAAAAAGUUACAGCCAAUGUGGCACUGCCAUACAAUACACUUUCUGUGUCGUGUUGCCUGAUGGACUUCGGGGCCUUGGGUGCAGUGUAUGUCUACGUGAGGUAUUCUCCUGUCCAUUCACCUGCUGGAGUUUGAUUUAUUCUGCCUCUGGUUAAUCCGCUUUGCUGGAGUUGGAAAGACCUGGGGAUUUUUCUUGACACCUGCUACUGUAGAGGUCUUGACCAGCUAUGGGGAGAACAGGGUGUGUGUGAGCAACCUUCACUGGCUGGCAGCUGAGUGCUCUUCAGACCCCCGGCAGCUUUGAAGUGUCUUGGCUGUUCAGUGCUCUGCAGAUAUGAACGCUGAGCUUUUCUGGCACGUUCUCACAUUGGCCUGGUCGUUCUCACCAUGCUAGUACAUGGGAAAGAAGACUUCCUCUCAGAUGUAGCUUACAUCGUCCUGGAACUGAUCAUCGCAGUGCUGGCCAUCCUGGGGAACAUCCUGGUCUGCUGGGCAGUCUAUUUGAAUAGCAACUUGCAGAACGUCACCAACUAUUUUGUGGUGUCCCUGGCUGCUGCUGACAUCGCCGUGGGCAUGCUGGCAAUCCCCUUUGCCAUCACCAUCAGCACUGGCUUCUGUGCCUUCUUCUAUGGCUGCCUUUUCAUUGCCUGCUUCGUCCUGGUCUUGACUCAGAGUUCGAUCUUCAGUCUCCUUGCCAUUGCCAUCGACAGAAUCAUUGCGAUCCGCAUACCCCUCAGGUACAAUGGCUUGGUGACUGGCUCUCGAGCUAAAUGUAUCAUUGCCAUCUGCUGGGUAUUAUCUUUCAUCAUCGGCUUGACACCAAUGCUAGGGUGGCACAAACGCUCCCACAUCGAAGAGCUGGGUUUGAAUAAGUCCUCUCCCAUCAACUGCAGCAACAGUAUGGUAGCAUGUCUCUUUGAGGCUGUGGUCACCAUGGAGUACAUGGUCUACUAUAACUUCUUUGCCUGUGUGCUUUUGCCCCUCCUCCUCAUGUUUGGUAUCUACUUGAAAAUCUUCAUGGCAGCCCGGCGACAGCUCAAGCAGAUGGAGAACAAGAUGGUACAUGGGGAACGUUCUCGCUCCACUUUGCAGAAGGAAGUCCAUGCAGCUAAGUCUUUAGCCAUCAUUGUUGGGUUGUUUGCAGUCUGUUGGCUUCCACUACAUAUUAUUAACUGCUUUACCCUUUUUUGCCCAGAUUGUGACCAUGCUCCCCUCUGGCUGAUGUAUCUGGCUAUUAUCUUGUCUCAUGCCAACUCAGUUGUAAAUCCUCUAAUUUAUGCCUACCGAAUCAGGGAGUUCCGAUACACCUUCCGUAAAAUCAUCAGCCAGCACAUCCUGGGCCGGAAGGAGCCGUUCAAGGCAGGAACAUCCAGCUCUAGGACUUCCGUGCAUGGUGGGGAUGCAGAGAACGCCAGCACACGAGUCAGUGAGUAUGCGCUAGAGGUGUACACCAAUGGAGAGAUCCACAGGGAUCCUGAAAAGCAGGACUUAAACAAAUGCAAAGGUGGCCUGGAGUGGCACCAGAAUGGAAAUGCUCUGGACGUGGAGACAAAUGGGCAUCUCCCACAUUCCUGCAAAAAUGGGAUUCUCUCAGAUGCAUGCAUGAACAAGGAGCUUCACAGUGAAGAGCUCAUUGACGCCCAGAUGUCUUACUCAGAUCUGGAAAGAGCACCCUUCGCAGCAGCGGAUGUUUCCUGAUGGGACUUUCAAAGUAUUCCUGCUGGAGAAUGUUUAGCAGAUGAAAUAUAGCUGUUCUGGAUAAACAAAGGUGGUACCAAGACAAAGGGAAGAAUGAGGUGACCAUCAAGACAGGCUGAAGAAGACCUCCUUGGGAGUCCAAGGUGCAGUGGGUCCAGAGAGUAAGAGCUGGGGUAAGAAGAGACUAAUUUCAUUGAACUGGAACAUCUUACUAAAAAUGGCUCAAGACCCAUGGAGAGAUGUGGUUCCUCGUUUGGUGUGAGGGCAUUCCAUGAAUUUCACCAUUCCCUGGAGACUCUUAGGCUCCAGGAUUUAUUUGCUUUAUAGGGUUUUGGAGAAAGUAAAGUUUGAUCAGUUGCCAGGAGUAAUUUUAUCAAGAGUUCUUCUUGGGGCGCUCUCCUCAAUAGGGCAAGUAAAUUUGUGUGUGCAAGUAAAUGCUCUUGCAGCGUUGUCCUGCAGAGUUUCUUUUGGAUCAGUAAUAUUUCAAAGCCAAGCUUGAACUUCAGCUCUUGAGCAGAGAAGCCAUUUGGCAUGGUGGGACAGUUGGGGUUACUGUAGACAGAAGGGGUUUGCCACUGAUCCCAGCUGGUGCCAGGAAGCUUUAUUGUGCCGAUGGACUUGGGAGUUUUAUGGAGUAUGAAUCUUUGAUCAUUCUUUGAAAAGAGGCUCCAGGGGAUGCUGGUGGAUACAGAAAGGUCUCUGAAGUGUGGGAGCACACUGGAGGGUUUGGGUUAGAUGGGGAAUGUUGGUGGUGAAGGAAGAUUGGUAGGGUAGGUGCUUGGGAGGAUUUCAGGGGAGCAGGAACGUUCUGGGGAUUGCACAGAUGGUGCUGGCAUGAAACCAAGGUGUGACUUGCUGAGGAAGGGCUCUGGGAAGGAUGUACUGUCUUACAGCUCUCCUGGGGUCGCUGCAGGGGGGCAGCCUUGCCUGACAUGAGGAGGGCUGACUUCAUAUGGUCUAUGUGUGACUGAGGUAGAGAUGGCUCUUAUGGAUUAUCUCUUUUCAGAUGCGUUGUCUUAUUUCACGAGCGUGUAACAAAAGCCCUUCUGCCUCAUGAACAGGAGCCCUAGCUGAUAACACAUCACUCCAGCCGUGUUCUUCGGGAAGGAGGAGCAUGCUGUAGCAGAGCUGCCAUACAUUAAAACUGCAGAAUACUCUCCAGUGGUGUUUGCUAAGUUUAGCUGCCUAGUAGUUUUCUCCCAGUUUGUUUUGGGUCUCAAACUGCACUGAGUCAUAGCAGAGUUUUUUCUUUCUAGCCCUGAGCUUUUGGCCUUCUUUACAGUAAAACACAUCAAGAGUAACUAAAAUCACACCAGUUCCUCAUUUGCAUGAGAGGUGACUGACCCUGACAGACUGAGAAUCCCAAAACUGAGGCAGUGUUGUGUGUAACUCCCUGUCUUAUUUGUCUGCUGGGACUGCUCUCACAAGGAUGUGCUGAAAUCCAGACCGGAACUGUUGAUCUGAGAAGGUCCUUUGCUUUCCCAACUCUCUCUCAGGAGCUGGUGUCCCUGCCCCUGUCCUGUGGAGCGGUUGUCCCUGUGGUCCGCAAGCCAAGACACUAUGAACGCCCUGCUGCACACGCUGUCACUAUAAAACAAUUACUCUUUUAAUUUAAGUGUUUUAUGAAUAUAGUUGUUGUUUUCCCUCUGUUUGUCAGUUACCAGUGGGAGGGGAGGGAAGGGGGUGGGAGAAUCUGUGCAUGCAAAUGUAUUUAAAGUGCGUUGACCAAAGUUUGUUGGUUUUUUGUUUUUGUUUUUUUUUUUUUGAAUCUGUGAAGUUUUCAUAUCUGUGAAGUCAUCAGACUGCUGGGCAGUGAGGAGCCGCUGGUGCUGCUGAGUCUGUCUUGGUUACAUUUCUU